AUGAUUGAAAAUGAUAAUGUGGAUAAUAUAAUCAAAUUUUUAAAUAAAAAAACAAAAUUAUCACUCCACUUACAAAAUAAAAAAAAGUUAAUAAAAUUUAUCGAUAACUAUUACAAUAAUCAUGAAAGCGGAACUUUCUAUUCAACAAUAUUCGAAAAAGAUGAAUACUGCCAUUUAAAUAGUCAUCAAAAAGAAAUAAUAAAGGUUUUAAUAGAUGAUAUCAUAGUUCCACCAAAAUCACUAUUAUCAGAAAAUGCCACUAUAAGAAACUCCUUCAUUAAAUCACCUUCGUUUAAUCAUAAUAUUUUUAUACCACUUGACUAUAACAAUAAUAAAUUAGUUUUUUUUAAAGAACUUUUAUUUAAUUCAGCAAAUGACUAUAAUAAUUUAAAACCAAUCUAUAAUACUAUUUCAAAUUUAGAAUUAAAUAAUAAUAAGUUUAAAAAUUUAAUAAUAAAUGAUUUAAAUAAUAUUCUAUUAAAUAAUGAAAAUUUUUUUUUUGAAAUUUCAAAUUAUUUAUUUGAAGAAGAAUCGAUUUUACUAUAUCCCGAUUUAAACUUUAGAACUAUUCAAAAAUCAAACGCUUAUGAAUUGUUAGCUUUUAAUCAUAUAGAGUCUCAGUAUAAUAGAAUAAAUGAAAAUAAUUUAAGUAAUAGUAUAAUUUUAACAGAUAAUGAAGAAAAUAAUAAUCAAUUUAUAUUUAAAUUAGAUAACGAAUCACAUUUAAUAAACCAAUUGAAAGAAGAUGCAACAUUUAUAUUUUAUAAUAAUUUAUUUAAUAAUAAUAAUAAUUUUAUAAAAAAAUUCAAUUUAUUUUCAAUUUCAAUUGUCCCAAAUAAUACAAACAAUACCAAUAUUAACAAUAAUAAUAAUAAUAAAAAAUCAAUAGAAUCAAAUAAUUUUUAUUUUCAAGGCUCGAAUUAUAUAAGUGGUAAAACUUUACAACAAUAUAUUAAUGAUAAAAACCCAAUUGAAAAAAUAAAUAGAAAUAGUUUUAGUGGUCAUUUUAUUUCAUCAGUUUUAUUAUUACAAACCAACUAUCAACCAGAAAAUUUAAUAAUUGAUAAUAGUUUUAAAAUCAUUGGUAUAGAUAAUGACUCAUGUUUAGAAAACAAUGAAAUUAUAAUAAAGAAUUUUAUUUCAUCAAGUUUAAAUAGUUCUAGAUCAGAAUUAAACUCAACUACAAUGUAUUUCUUUCAAAAUAAAAACAUAUUAUUUACAUUGGAAUCUUUAAUGAACGAGCCCUUAGAAGAAAAUAUAAGAAAUAAAAUUACCCAAAUCAAUCCCUAUAUUUUUAUGUUCAAUUUUUUUAAUCAAUUAUUAGAAAAAGAAAAAUAUUAUGAUGAAUUUAUAUACCUGUCACUAUUUUCGCUAUCAAACUCUCAAAUACCUCUAAAAGCUUCCGCCUAUACGCCGAUUGACAAGAAUCAAAAAAAAGAAGAAAUUAAAGAAAACCUUGGUUUAAAUUUCAAAGUAUCAAAUAGAUUUUUAAAGGAUAUGCUUCAAAGAUUUAAUAUAUUGGUACAAUUUGUGAAAGAGAAUCCAUUAGCAACCCAUUAUGAAAUAUUAGAAAUCUUGUUGCCAAUUUCUUAUAGAACCUAUAAAGCUUUAUUAAAAAUAAAAGAGAAUCCAUUAAGCCAGAUUCAAUAUUUAAAUAGUGAUUUUGAUUUUCAAUCUUUAUUACUGGAGAACAAUGAAGACCCAGAUGAAACAAAUAUUCAAAAACUAUUCUCGCUGCUAAAUCAAAAACCGGAAAUAGUACAAUCACAACAAUCACUUUCAUCACUAAUAAAUAAUAUUGACAUUCACGAUUCAAUUUUCAGCUCCAUUACAACCCUAAUAGAAAUAGUAGAUUUAUCUAGUUUUGUAAAUGACUAUUUAAAUUACAAAAAAUCAAAUAAAAAAGAUAAUCAAAAAAGAGGUAAUGAAUUAUUAAAAUGGGUAGAAAUGGUCAUAAUGUUUCUUUGUGAUAAUAUUGCAAAUAAAAAAACACCACAUAUUUUUCAAAUUCACGAAUCUUGGUACACUCUAAAGAGAAUAAUACUACAAAUAAUUGUAGAACAAGGUGCAACUGGUAUUAUAAUAUAUGAAUUUAUCAAUUUAGUAAAGAUAUCAGAAAAAGACAUUAACGAAAACGUAGAAAAUCAUGGCUCUAAUGAUUCAAUUUUACAUUGUGCAAUUGAGGCAAAUAAUCCAACCCUUUUAGAUCAAUUGGAAAAGUUAAUUGAAUUUGGUGCAAAUAGAGAAAUUAUUAAAAAUUAUACCAUUUUAGAAUUAGCUGCUAUUAAAAAAAACUAUCAACUAUUUAAAAAACUUGUCGAAUUAGGUUGUGGAAAAGAUACGUCUUUCCAUAAUAAAACCAUUAUUGAAUUUUAUAAAUCAUUUACUAUCCAAGAAAAAGAAGAUUUCAAAAGCACUUUUCCAAAACUAUUAUACCUUAAUCCAAGAUUAGCCUGGUCCAUAUCAUUAGAAGUACUUUUACCUCAAUGCGAAAACAUUAAUGAUAACAAUACAUCAAACGAUAUUAUCGUCAAAACUACAAAUUAUCACAAUCGAAUUAUUCCAAAUCAUUUAAAUCAUCAAUUAUUUGAAAAGAACGGCUCGAUUAAAAAAACAAAUGAAUAUGGCUCAAGAGCAGUACCUCAUUUAGAAGAGUUUGGUGUUAGAAUUUAUUUUAAAUUUGAACCCUUGUUCCCUGGUAUAGAAACUGCAGUCAUUAAUUUGACCGAAAUGAUUUUUGGUUAUCUUUCUCCUUAUUGUGAACUAGCAUCGAUCAAUGACGAACCGGUAUUAUUAAUUCAACAGGUUGAAGGUGUACCACUUUACAAUGUUUUAUUAGAUGCUCCUGAAAUGGUAAAUGGUUUAGAUGGAUCAAAUGUUUCAAAACUAUUGGUAAUGGCAAUGCUAAUAUCACCAUCAGAUGGAAAUUUAGGCAAUUAUAUUUUCUCAAAAAUACCUUUUCAAGACGGUUAUAGAAUUCUCAGUAUAGAUAAUGACCAAGCAUUUAUGCCAGGUGUAUCGAUACCAUUAAAGAAUGGAAUAUCACAUAACAAAGCUUCAUUAUUUUGUCAAACAGUGUUGUUUCUUCUUGAUCAAAUGAAUGAUCCCAUUCAUCAAGAUGUCAUAGACUCAAUCACGAAAAUCGAGAAUCUUUUUGAAGUUUUUAAAUGUUGGCUCGAAAGUUUAAUUGUACAUAACGGUGCAUCCAUUAAACACUUUAAUGAUUAUUAUAUAAAAAACUCGAACGAAAACAAAACAAUUAUUGGUGUUCCAUUUUCAGCAGGUACGAUCGAACAACUAUUCACAAAACUAAUUCGAAUUCAAAAUGCACUUUCAAAAAAGAAACAUUUAACUCAUAUUCAGCUUUUAGAUAUAAUAGAACCACAGGUUUCAGAUCGUUACAAGAAACUCCUUAAUAAGAAAAUACCAAUUUUAAACAAAUACCAAAUACUUUAUAAUUUAAAUGAUAAUGACCAUAAAAGAGCCUAUACAUCAUCCAUUCAUACAUCAAUGCAUAUUAUGGAAUCAAGAGAAAUUAAAAAUAUUUGCAACAUCCAAAAUGAUAUUUUAAAUGGUAGAGCAUAUGGACCAUCCCAAGCAUUCCUUGAAAUAGAAAAAACCCAAUCAAGUUACAAAUCGAUCCAUAACUUUUUCAAUAUAUUAGAACAUGAAGAAAAUCAACAACAAAUAUUAAAUGGUGGUGAAAAAUCAGCUGUUGGAGGUGAAAAAGAAAAUUCAAAGAAAAAUUUACUAAAUUUUACUAUUCUAUUUCCAAAGUCAUUAUCGAAAGAAUCUUUAAAAAUUUCAGCAAGUUUAGUAGAAAAAAUUAUGAAACUUAUUAAAUUUCAAACUCUAUCAAUUCAAAAACAAAAUUAUCUUUUUGAUAUCAUCCGUGAUAAAGAAAUUAGAUAUCUAUCAAUUGUAAAUAGUAAAGCAUUAGAAAUUCAAACCAUUAAAUCAUUUAAUUUAACUCAAAUCAUUAAAAUCGAUUUAACAAAUUGUGAAAAUUUACAGUCGCUCUCUGGUGGAAUGUUUAAUAUGAAGGACUUGGCUAUACCACUAUUAACACAUCUUAAAGUAGAUAAAUGCUCAAAUCUAAUAGAUAUAAGAUUAUACGCUCCAUAUCUAAUUAAACUAAGUGCUCGUUAUUGUGUAAAUCUUGCAAAAAUCGACUUAAAACAUUCAGUUUCAAAACUAUCACAAAUCAAUUUAGAAGGUACUUUGAAAAGUAGAAUGUUGAUGGAUACACUAUGGAAAUAUAAAAAGUUAAAGAAAUUAAAUAUCAGUGGUUGCAAUUUCGAAAAGUUUUACUCCAACAAAAAUAGCAAAUAUUUAUCAUUUGUAGAUUUCGAUUAUAUCUCACAUAGAGGUCUCAAGGAUAAUUAUGAAAGCAAUGAUUUUUUAACAAUAAACACAAUAGAACUAUCAAAUAUCGAAGUAUAUUUACCAAAUCUAAAGGAGUUAGUAGCAAAGAAUUGUUUAAAUAUUAAAAAUUUAAAACUUUUUUUACCAAGAUGCAAAAAAAUCGAUAUCGAUGAAAGUAAUAUCACUAAAAUUUCAGGCUAUGCACCAUUGUUAGAACAAGUUUUAACCAAAGCAUCUGAAAAUCAUACAAUUCAAUAUGUCUACACUGAUAUUCAUCUAAUGAAUAAAUUAAAUUCAAAGGUGGUUCAUCUUUUCACAAACAAUCAUUUAGUAAUGGAAACAUUAUUCAAACAAGGUCAAAUGAAACCACAAUAUGUCGAAAAAUUAACAAACCAAUACAACUUUAAUAACAAAAUAUAUAAUCAUAAAUUCAAAUUUAAAAUUACAAAUGACUUUAAUAUAAUUAAAAAGAAAUCAUGGCUAUUCUCCACUAUAGUAUUUUUAUUAGAAUUCAAUUUUAACAACAACUCCAACUAUUCAAACAUUAUUAAACAACAUUUAAUAUCAAAUUUAGUCCAAAUACCAAAUUUACAACCAAAUUUAGAAAUUUUAGUGUUUUUUAUUGUUAAAAAUUAUCAUGGUACAGAAUGUAUAGAAUCAUUAUUAAAAGAUGAAUUUGAAAAGUUAAAAGAAGAGUUCAAAUUAAAAACAACAACCAAAACAAUAGAAUUUAUUGGAAAAAAUAAAAAACCCUCAAUCUUUUUAGAUUUAAUAUCGGAACAAAUUAAUAAAAACAAUUUAGAUAUCAGAAAACCAAUUCAAAAUAAUAUUAAAACCUUUAUAUUUAAAGAAAAUACUGAUCAAUAUGCAAUCAACAAUUUUAAAAUUCAAUUUUUCAAACGUGAAUUUGAUAUUACAGAAAUAUUAGAUCAUCUAAACAACAUAGAGAUUUCAAAUUUAUUUUCAAAUUUUUUUAAUUUUGAUAAUAAUAAUUCCCCACAACUCUUUAAAUCUGGCUCAACAACAUCAUUAACAUCUUCAUCUUCAACAUCUUCAUUAUCGUCACUAUCUUCCUCUUCUUCAUCAACUCCAACAGCAGGAUCGAACAAAGAGUAUUUAUUAAAUCAAAAAUUCUUUUUAAAUAACCUUCAAAAUUUAUUUUUAAUAUUAAGAAUAGAACAAAAUGAACCUUUUAUUAAAUGGUUUGAAAAAGAAAUAGGUUUUGAAUAUAUAAAUUUAUUUUCUCCAUUCAACUCAAAUUUAUUAUUAUGUAGAUGUUGUGAGUCUGGAAAUUUAGAAAUUCUAAAAUGGUAUCUUUCAAAUUACAAUUUAAAAAAUCUUAUAGAUUUUAAAGAUAUAUAUGAUAAAUCAAUUUUGGACUAUGCAAAUGAUAACCCAAUAAUUUUAAAUUUUUUAAAUAAUUAUAAUAAUAAUAAUUCAAAUAAUAACAACAAUGAUAGUAAUAGAAACAGUAAUAAUGAUAUUAAUAUAGAUAAAAAUGAUUUUAUUAAUAUUAUAAAAUAAAGUAAAAUAAAUAUUAUAUUUU
This is a messenger RNA of Dictyostelium purpureum, 5911 nucleotides long. RefSeq lists its product as uncharacterized. The record is from RefSeq and is a predicted model, not a curated record. NCBI's taxonomy places the organism in Eukaryota, Evosea, Eumycetozoa, Dictyosteliales, Dictyosteliaceae. Bases 1 to 5889 code for a protein of 1962 amino acids. The transcript is spliced from 2 exons.